GCGUUGCAAGUGGCAAUGGGGAGGUCUGGAAACAACUCCGACGAUUUGCCCUCACCACCCUGCGUGAUUUUGGGAUGGGGAAGAAAAGCAUUGAGCAGCGGAUCCAGGAGGAAGCUCAUUUUCUGGUGGAGAGGCUCAAGAACACACGCGAGCGGCCCUUCGAUCCUACCAACUACCUAAUCCAUGGUGUUUCCAACAUCAUCUGCUCCAUCGUCUUUGGGGAUCGGUUUGAUUAUGAGGACAAAAAAUUUCUGAAUUUACUUGACUUGCUAGAGGAAAAUAACAAGCUGCAGGAGUCUAUGUAUACAACAGUAUGUGCAAA
Tinamus guttatus (white-throated tinamou) is the source of this 322-nucleotide messenger RNA. The record is from RefSeq and is a predicted model, not a curated record. NCBI's taxonomy places the organism in Eukaryota, Metazoa, Chordata, Aves, Tinamiformes, Tinamidae.